CGGUCGGCAUUCGUCGGCCGGUGCAAUUUGCGUCUCGUGUCGCUCCGCGUUCGCGAGUGUCGCGUCAGUUCGUGUCAUCGCCGUUGUCGCUGUUGUCGGCGCUGGUUGCUGCUGCCGCCGCCGCCGCCACUGCUAUCUCGCUGAUAAACUCUUCGCGAUGCGGUGACGGCGCCGUGAGAUUGACUCGCGUACGAUCGCGCGCGCGCGCGCGACUUCCUCGCCGACGUAGGUUUCGGAGUCGUCGUCGUGCGUGCGUGGUAUCCGUCUCGCGCGGGCCGCGGAUGUGUGACGCGCUUCUUUGCCGGGACCGUGGACGAAGUGUGCAGAAAAUGGCACAGGACACCGACGAUAUCAACCUCACGCCGCAGGAGUUGCAGACGCUGUCGGAGCUGGACAGCCGGCAGUUCGGCUUCCUCAAACUGAACUCCCCGGAGCAGGCGAAGAGGAAGGCCCUGAUGGUGCGUGCCAUCAAGUAUCUGGAACGUAUGCUGGUUCAGGCCCAGGCGGAGAAACAGCGCAGGAAAGCCGAUAGUACAAAAGCGUGCUCAGACGACUCAAAGGAGAAUGAGGAUGAGGAUAAGGGAAUAAGCAUCGAUCCCAAGACAUACUGCAAGCUGGGACAUUUCCACCUACUCUUAGAAGAUUAUAGCAAAGCAAUGUCAGCAUAUCAGAAAUUCUACUCUUUAAAAGGCGAUUACUGGAAGGAUGCUUCAUUUCUAUAUGGGCUGGGUCUCGUUUACUUCCACUUCAAUGCCUUCCAAUGGGCCGUGAAAGCGUUCCAGCAGGUGCUAUGGGUGGAACCAGGAUUUCCACGGGCCUGCGAGGUUCACCUACGGCUCGGCUUGAUGCUGAAGGUCCACGCUGAGUUCGACGCCGCUUUGAAACACCUGACUCUCGCCCUGAUCGAUGCCACCACACCUGCCUCCUUCUCUAAGCUCGAGAUCAAGUUCCACAUCGCUCACUUAUACGAAGUUCAGGGCAAGUAUCGUCUGGCCAAGGAACAUUACGAGGCUCUGCUGAAGGAAAAGCUGCCGUUACAUCUGAAGGCCGACAUCUGUCGUCAAUUGGGAUGGAUGCACCACGUGGUUGAAUGCACGGUGCUGGGCAUAACUAGAGCGCAAAAGCAACACAUAGCUAUCCAGUGCCUGCAGAAAUCCAUCGAAGCCGAACCCAAGAGCGGACAGAGUCUUUAUCUUUUAGGACGUUGUCUGGCUGCCUCCGGAAAGGUGCACGAUGCAUUUAUCGCAUACAGAAAUUCAGUCGAAAAAUCGGAAGGCAAUGCGGACACAUGGUGUAGUAUAGGAGUACUAUACCAACAACAGAAUCAGCCUAUGGAUGCAUUGCAAGCCUACAUAUGUGCUGUGCAACUAGACAAAUCCCAUUCGGCUGCUUGGACUAAUCUAGGCAUAUUAUACGAAAGUGUUAGUCAACCGAAAGACGCCCUGGCCUGUUACGUUAACGCAUCCAGGGGAAACAGCAAUAUAGCAAAUUGCACGGGCCCAUUCGCGGGUCUGGGUGGCGUUAAGUCCGGUGGCAACAACCCGAUGAACCCGUCCCUCCAACAGCGCAUCAGCUUUCUGCAGAGUCAUCUAAGUCAAGCACCAAUGCCUUCCGUCGCUACCAAGAGGCGGCAAUUGCCGUCAAUCGAAGAGGCUUGGAAUCUGCCGAUUAGCGCAGAGAUGUCCAGCCGACAGCAGCAACAACAGCAACCCGGCGGACCUUCGUACAAAUAUGGUGCCACGCCGACUGGACCACCUCCACCUUAUCCUCAAGCUCAAGGACAGAAUGCUAAGCGAUUUAAGACCGAUGAGGUGAUAUCAGCUGUGCCGCAGCAACGAACGCCGCCGUUCUACCUAACGCAGCAGCAACUGCAAAUGCUGCAUUUUCUACAACAGAAUAUCAAUAGCUUGACACCGCAGCAGCAAAAUGUGCUCGUCCAACUGCAACAUCAAUACCGUGCGAUGCAGCAACACCAGCAACAAAUCAGGCAACAGCAACAAGCGGGACAACGAGGUCUUAGGCCAGGGCAGCCCGGUUAUCCCACGACAUACGGUCAUCCUCAGAACCUCGGCCAAUCGUCAGGUGUUGUCAAGAAUUAUGGUAUACCGCAACAGCCGUUGCAGCAAGGAGGUACAGUUGCGCUGCAAACGGGCUUCUCGGACACCAAUGUCGGCUACAAUACGGCGGCGACUGGAAACACUACGCAGACACCAGGAAUGCCUUACAAAUCCGCCUCUGACCCCACUUACCCGCCACAGAGGCAACCGAUCACAGGCGGUGCUCAGUAUGGUGGUCAGUAUCAGCAACAGCCGAAUCAGUACGCUGCUCAAGGUUAUACACAGGUCACAUCAGCGACAAGUGGUUAUUCGGAGAGCUCAACGGUUACUGCAGCGAAUAAGGACAAUCUGGGCGUGACGGAUCAGGAGUUGCAGGCGUUGCUAUCACAAAAGGACAUAGCUACGUCGCUGGCGGAAGAUUUGCUCAAGCACUUCGGUUCCGACGAUUUGGAAACAGUCGUGAAGGAGGAACCAUCGAGCGGUGUUAUCAAUGACAACGGUACGUUGAGUUCCGGCCCGUUCUCACCGUCGAAUCUCGAGGAAAAUGCUGACAAGGUAAAGGAGGUGAAACUGGAAAAACCAGAAGAAGUGACUUCCCAAUCGACGCAGUCUAAAUCGACGACAGAUGCUGUAACGACAAUCAUAACGACGACCGCGACGACAACUGCAACAACGGUGAAAUGUGAGAUGACGACGGUUAAGUGUGAGACGACGACAUCAUCAUUAUCCUCUAGUACGACGAUGACAACGGCAACGAUAAACAAGAGCGAAGCGACCAAUAUUUCCAAGGCAGAAUCGAUGAUGAAUCUGAAACUCGAGUCGUUGUGCGAAUCACAACCCGAACAGGAGUUGAGUAUUGAAAUGGAUUCUAGAGCGAUAGUCGAGGCGUGCAAGGGUCGAGGGUUGAGAGGCGUGCCGAAUUGCUCGAUACUGAGCGAUCGUUCACCACCACCGGCACCACCGGAUCCACCUAUUCAACGAAUACACUUGACGAAAGAACAGUUAUCGCCGCCUGCUCCGAGUGUCUUUCUAGAGAACAAAAAGGACGUUUUCAGUCCGCAGCUGCAAGAAUUUUGUUUGAAACACCCAAUUGCCGUAGUACGUGGUCUCGCGGCAGCACUCAAACUUGAUCUAGGUCUUUUCUCAACUAAGACUCUGGUCGAAGCGAAUCCAGAUCACGGUAUUGAGGUACGCACACAAAUGCAGCAAACUAGCGAAGAGAACUGGGAUCCGGCGCUCAACAAAAAAGUCUGGAACUGCAUUAGUCAUCGCAGUCACACAACGAUUGCCAAGUACGCGCAAUAUCAGGCCUCUAGUUUUCAGGAGAGUCUGAGAGAAGAGAAAGUUCAGGGCGGCGUACAUUCUUCUAAUCUGUCAGACUCGGACUCAAAAGACAGCACUGGUCAAACAGUCCGACGCAAAAAGAACAAUUUUGGUCUAUCUGGUCGACCAGGAACUAAGAUGUUGCGUUUUGGUACCAACGUGGAUCUAUCAGAUGAGAGGAAAUGGAAGCCACAGUUGCACGAAUUGAUGAAGUUACCGGCCUUUGCUAGGGUGAUAUCGGCUGGUAAUAUGCUCAGUCAUGUGGGGCAUGUAAUCUUAGGAAUGAACACCGUACAAUUGUAUAUGAAGGUACCUGGUAGUAGAACACCCGGACAUCAAGAGAACAAUAAUUUUUGUUCUAUUAAUAUCAAUAUCGGACCGGGCGACUGCGAAUGGUUUGCGGUACCAGAUGCGUAUUGGGGCGUAAUAUGCUCACUCUGCGAGCGCAACGGCAUCAGUUACCUACAUGGUAGUUGGUGGCCGAAUCUAGAAGAAUUAUUCGAAGAGAAUAUCCCAGUGUACAGGUUUCAUCAGCGACCAGGUGAUCUGGUAUGGGUGAACGCGGGUUGCGUGCACUGGGUACAGGCGGUUGGUUGGUGCAACAAUAUUGCAUGGAACGUUGGCCCGCUCACUGCCAGACAGUAUCAACUCGCGAUCGAGCGUUAUGAGUGGAACAAGCUGCAAGCAUUUAAAUCGAUUGUGCCAAUGGUGCAUCUUUCAUGGAACUUGGCGCGUAAUAUCAAGGUGUCGGAUCCUCGAUUGUUCGAGUUGAUCAAAAAUUGUCUUUUGCGAACGAUGAGACAGUGUUGCUUAAUACUGGAGUUCGUGAAGAGUAAGGGUGUGGAAGUGCGCUUCCAUGGCCGCGGCAAAAACGAGGCUUCGCAUUAUUGUGGCCAGUGUGAGAUUGAAGUGUUCAAUAUCCUGUUUAUCCGCGAACAGGAAAAGCGUCACGUAGUGCAUUGUAUGGAUUGCGCGCGUAAGCAAUCUCCUUCCUUGGAAGGAUUCGUCUGUUUGGAGGAGUAUCGCAUGCGUGACUUGAUGGAUGUUUAUGAUGGAUUUACCUUGUAUAUGCCGCUGGUCACCCCCACUAGCACAACUACCACUACUUCCUCGUCAUCGUCAUCGACAGUAUCGACGACAUUGCAGGCACAAACUGGCCAGUCCUCCUGAGAUUACAUGCAACAUAUAUAUUUGGACUUCCCGAGUAUACUGCAACAGUAGUGAUCACUACCAUCCGGGAAAUGCAAAUUUUUUCCGGAUGGUGGCGAUCACUGCUACUAGUGUUAGUCCUUUUGUCAAUGCGGGACGAGAAGACAUUUCGUACGAUAAGCAUUAUCCAUGUACCUGAGAGCUACGCGAAAAGAGGCGGGACCGGCUCCUUGAGGGCUCGUAGGCGACCGUCCGCAAAUAUAUAUCGCAUGAA
Messenger RNA from Cyphomyrmex costatus, 4803 nucleotides. RefSeq names its product Utx histone demethylase. Gene Ontology annotation, cellular component: MLL3/4 complex. The record is from RefSeq and is a predicted model, not a curated record. Lineage: Eukaryota; Metazoa; Arthropoda; Insecta; Hymenoptera; Formicidae. Gene Ontology annotation, molecular function: protein binding; histone H3K27me2/H3K27me3 demethylase activity; chromatin DNA binding. Gene Ontology annotation, biological process: regulation of gene expression. The transcript is spliced from 13 exons. The coding region runs from base 282 to 4550 and encodes 1422 amino acids.